UAUUAUCAAGUGUUUGUUGCCUAAAAACGAUUGCGAUUGCAGGCUACAAAGAACACGCAUUUCAAUACAUUCCGUGUGGUAAAUUAUUUUACACACGUUCGAUUGCGGUUUCUGUAGUUUGGGCGUGUGGACGUUGUUUGUGAUAUCACCAUACCACACCGGAACUAAGCAGUGUUUAACCAUCCGAGCAAUAUCCUUUCCUGCAGCACAGUAAUGGCCAUGCAACAACAUGAAAACGAAGAAAAGAUUAACGUGCGUGAUCGACUGGUGGAUAACGUGCUGGAUCUAAGCUUGAUGAACAUUUCCAAAGUACCGGUUCAAGAAAUCAAACCACUCCGACGGGCUACAGUUUUGGAUCUAUCCAGCAAUCGUAUCUCUAUCAUCGAGAGUAAUUUUACCGACCUCACACAACUGACUCAGAUAGAUCUGUCGAAGAAUCGUAUUACGUCGAUCUGUGAUGAUUUCGGUCUGCUCACCAACUUACGGCGUUUAGAUUUGUACAAGAACCAAAUUACAAAGCUACCGCUUACGCUCGGUCGCCUGAAGAAUCUCAAGUAUCUCGACUUGAAGGAAAAUCCACUUAACCCCGUCUUUAAAAAGUUCAUCGGAACAUGCAGCGACACCAACGACUGCCUAACGGCAGCGACGCGUGCCGUGGAAUUCAUGAAACUGAUCGAACGUCGCGUCGUGGAAGAUCGUGUCAAGGAGCGAAAACUGCGCGGGACAAAACAGCACUUGCAGGAGGAGCAGCUGAAAGAGGAAAUGAAAAUUACUACCGAAGAGGAAAAACCGACUGAUGAGCAAAAGUCUGAAAAAUCCAAACGUAAACGAAAGCACAUUCCCCAGGGUGACGCCAGCAGCGGAGAUGAUCCGAAAUCUAAGCCUAAAUCAGGAAAGAAAGCUAAUCGAGUGGACGGCGAAACAAUGCCAUCAGGCUUUCGACAUUCGUUCCUAUUUUGGCUGUGCAUGUUGGUAACACUGGUCGUUUCGUUUUUGCUAUGCGCGAAAUAUUAUGAUAUGCUGCCCCCGCAAGCUCCUGAAACCAUUCUCGAAGAAUAUAUCAAGUAGCAUCACCAGUGUCCUUCUAAAUAUUGUGCAUCAUUAUUAAUAAACAGUAAGCAUCCUCCGUGAACGGCAGCUCGUUAUUC
Molecule: messenger RNA, 1148 nt
Organism: Anopheles moucheti
Lineage: Eukaryota; Metazoa; Arthropoda; Insecta; Diptera; Culicidae
Product: leucine-rich repeat-containing protein 59-like
Exons: 3
Coding region: 214-1068 (284 amino acids)
Molecular function (GO): protein binding
Source: RefSeq, a predicted model, not a curated record